AUGGACGGCGUUGCCAACUGUCGCAUAUAUGUUAUUCUGCGCACCAUAGCCGACAUCACUGAGGAGGACCUGAUGCUCUCAUGCUCGGACGACAAGACGGUGAAGGUGUGGAAGAUGCCAGUUGGUGGUGAUAGGCGGGCCACUGCAAACUUGCAGGACCGCAAGUUCCUCUGUUCUCUCGUUGGCCACUCCAAUUGGGUGCUUACAUGUGCUUUCUCGUCUGAUGCCACCUCAGCCGUGAGUGGCGGGGAGGAUCGAACUGUCAGAGUCUGGGAUAUUGAAACAAGAACCAACUUCGCCAGUUUUUACGACAACACUCUCUCGGUCCGUUCCGUCACCUUUUCACCCAUCACUCCACAGCUUGUCGGGGCUGCUGGUGAUGAUGGCUCCAUUAACUUCUGGGACACUAGAUUGCCAACAGGGAAACAGCUCGUACAAAGAUACGCCCCAGCCCACGAUCGCGGUUCGGUUCUCUCCAUCGCCCUUCGUCCCGACAACGGUCAUCUGUUGGCUUCUGGUGGUCGACAGGGGGACAUACGGCUCUGGGAUUUGCGAGAGGGACGUCGCAUCGCAUGCGUGGCCCAAGGGAAGGCUGAGGCGGCAACUCGUCUGCCACCUGUGAACAGUGUCCGAUGGUGUCAAGAUGUGAAUGGCCGCUACGAGUUGAUCAUCGGAUCUGCUGAUGGUCAGGUAUGA
Molecule: messenger RNA, 696 nt
Organism: Perkinsus marinus ATCC 50983
Lineage: Eukaryota; Perkinsozoa; Perkinsida; Perkinsidae
Product: wd-repeat protein, putative
Exons: 6
Coding region: 1-696 (231 amino acids)
Molecular function (GO): protein binding
Source: RefSeq, a predicted model, not a curated record